UCACCCCAGCCGGUUACUGCUGAGACUUCAUUGCUACAAUAGCAGUCACCAGAGGGAUCAAACAAAUAAAAGAGAUGGCUGUUAAGUCAGACAGUGAAAUAAUUACAAAUUCUAUGACAGAAGAAGACCCUAAUAAAAAUAUUCAAUACUCAGAAGGAGAAGUCGCAUCUAAACCUCGAUGGGGCCCUGAACACGCAGGUGCUAAGGAAUUGGCGAGCAAGUAUACCGCAGGCAAAAGAUUCCAAGAAACAGUUUGUUUGUGUGUCAGCAUAUUUUUGUUGAUAGUUAACACAUACUAUCUGAUCAUAUACUUUCGACCUGGAGAUUGGCAUAUGAUUCUUAUUUGUGCUUUGCUGGGUAUUGUGACAGCUGACUUUUGCAGUGGUGUUGUCCAUUGGGGUGCUGAUACCUGGGGAUCUGUGGACUUGCCUGUGGUUGGAAGUGGUUUUAUUCGACCGUUUAGAGAACAUCAUAUUGAUCCAACAUCCAUCACUCGGCAUGACUUCAUUGAAACAAAUGGUGAUAACUUUGCUGUCAUUAUUCCCUUCAUUGGAUACUCAGCCUACCAGUUUUAUACUCUUUCCCCUGGAGAGAUAGCUGAGUCCUAUAACUGGAAGAUGUACAUGUUCUUGUUAGCUGUCUUUGUAAGCCUCACAAAUCAGUGCCACAAAUGGUCGCACACAUACUUUGGUCUGCCCUGGUACAUCACACUGCUGCAAGACUUGCACAUCAUCCUCCCUCGCAAGCACCACCGCAUUCAUCACGUCUCCCCCCACGAGACCUACUACUGCAUCACAACAGGCUGGCUCAAUUACCCCUUAGAGAAGAUUGGAUUCUGGAGCAAGGCAGAAAGUUUGAUAGAGAGUUUAACAGGAAGUAAGCCCAGAUCAGAUGACAUGGCCUGGGCCAGUAAAUCACAAUAGCCCACUUUGGCUGGACAUGUUUCCUUUGUUUUGUUUUUUUAGGCCAAGUUUAGUUGCUAGUGGUGUGGUUGUGCCAUUGUAUACUUAAGUUUAUAACCCACCUUUUGUAUUAGAUUAGGUGUUAGAAAAAAUAUUUGAUUUUAUUGCCAAGUCAGGAAAACCCAUCAGCAUUCUGGCUAUAUGUAACAAAAACUAGAAGUUAGGACUCGACUAUUUGUUAAACCUAUUGUCUUAAACAAUAUUUUAAUAGCUGUGUAAAGCGUAGACUUAUUUUCCUUGGAAGUAAAUUCCUAUAACAUUUAAUAUCAAAAGUUUUAGAGCUACUAAAUUGACAUUUUGUCCAUCUAGUUCACAUUUUUCAUUAGCUAGUUCUUCAUGAGACAAAGACAUAUUCUCUGUAUUCAAUGCUAUAGUUAUGUCAGUGGGCUAGAAUAGUUUUACUCAAGGUUUGUUCAUGCAUGCAAGUGUUUGAGUUCUGGGCCAGAGAAAAGUAACAUGAUGUGAUAUCUAGUGGCUCUGGUUUCUACAUCAGCUGUUUCCAUUUAGCAACUUGUUGACAUGACAGAUAUUUUUUAAACAUUUUUUUCAUAUUUUGUGAGCAGCUCAAAUUGUAUUGCUCAUUUAGAAUACUUAAUGAUCUUAUUAAUUCAUGAUCCUUUGCUUAGCUAGAUCAAAGACUUAAUUUUUAAAGUAAUUUCACAAUAGUUGAAAUCAUGUCGUUACCAGUUUGAUUUAUACCUGUAGUUAUAAUGCUUAAAUAUCUAGAGGAUUUCAAAAAAUAUAUUCACUUUGAAAUAACUUGGUUGACAGCAUGGGGCGGUACAGUCAGUUAAAACUUUUCCUCGCUAGUCGAAUGGCAUAAUACUUUUACUGGGGAUACCAGUCACUUUUAAAAGUAAAUUGUGUUUUAAAUUAGCAUUUUAUAUUUUUGUCACAUUUUUAAUGUACUAAUCUUGUUUGAUUUUAGUGUAAUUCAUUUUACCUUUGUGUAUCAUGUGUUUGAUCUCAUGGCUAGACAAGCAAGCUGGAUAGGUUUUCAGUGCUAGCUUAUAAACAAUAGUGGCUGUAUUUUUUAAAAUCAAAUUUAAUGUAUUAGAUUUUGAUAGAGCAAGUCCUCAUUUUUAUAUUGGGUAACAAAAAAAAGUGUCUUUUGAUGUUUAGAUUAUAUUUUAAUGUGACCAAUUUUGAAAGUGAAAAUAUGAAAUAUGUAGAACUUUUUAGUGUAUUUACAAUUUGGUAGUAAUGAUGAAUGUUAUGGUAAGGAUUAACAGUGUGUUUUAGUCUCCACCCUGUUAUGUGUAGGUAGUGAGGUUAGAACAGGAUGUGUAGACCCCUGCCUCAGGUGUAGAGUGCAUGAAGCAUCUCUCUGUAAAUACAAACUCAAUGUGUUGUGGAGUUUUUCUGUCUGAUUCUGGAAAAUGCUUAAUUACUUUGCACAAAUUGCAAUUAAUCAGAGCGUCUUUUGUGUGACUUGCUUUAAGUUGAUACUUAAAUGUUUUUAAAUAUUGAUCCUCAAGGUCCAAUCUUUGUAACUGAAUAUUUUUGUACAGCUUUUUUUGUAACUUUUAGUUCUCAAAUGUCCAUUCUUUAGUUAUCUCCCAUUUGUACAAGAUUUUAUUGUCCAUUACAGCCAUGUUAUAUUGUUUCUUAAUAAGAAAUUAUAUUUAUGAAAUAUAUACUUAUAUUUAUUAUAUACAUAUAAAAAUAGUUUUCUCUUAGUAAAAUUUUUCUACUUGAUAUACUUGUUACAUUGAACAGUCUUUAAGGUGCAUUCAUUUGUCUGUUGUAGGAUACUCUGUGUGAACUGUAUACACUGCUAUAUACCAGUGGUCUCCAACUUCAUUAAACACCAAGAAAUUGUGGCACAUCCCCACCCCUCUAGCAUGUUUACACUGGCAACAUGUAUACUAAACAUGUCUAGAAAUUUACUUUUUCAACAACUUCCCAUAAAAUUAAACUUAAUGCAAUGGUUUUUUUUUUCUGCAUAGUAUACAGUUGGAAGAGUAAAUGUGCUAUAAUAUAUAUUGGAUGUGAAAAAUUCCUUGAAGCAAUAUGCCCCUGGUGAAUAUAAAAUUUCUGACCAUGAAAUAUCUAUAGAACAUUUUUCACUAAUUCAGCCCUCUAAAGGAAUCACCUCUCCCAGUUUUUGAUAACUAUUGCUCUAUAGCAGUCUUGCUGUUUAUAUGUAUGAUUCUACAUUCUUUUAGAUAUGCUCCUACACACUUUAAUGUGCAGUUUCCCCUUCCCUUAAAAAUUUCUGUGAGUUGGCUAGUACUUACAAUGUACUUUAUCUCCAAGUCCAGUAUGGCUAAGUACUUGAACUAUCGGACUUCUGGGUAUGAUGCUAAUUAAUAUAACACAUUCCUUUUACAAGUUUGCAUUGAAAACUUAACAAAAUUGGAUUGUUGUAUUUAGCAAUACCACCUGCCUCGCUAGUCACCCUUGAUAUACCACCAGGGCAAACAGCAGUUAACCAGUCAUGUUGUAUCCCAGAAGGUGUACUGUAUCUAUAGGUACCAUACAAGCCAUGUAUCUUUGCCUUAAGCUGUUAGCAAUAUGAUUGUAUUUUUUGAGCCACUGAUCAAAGCUGGGCAAAAUUUUAGUUCUUUUGUGUCUAUGGUCUGUAUGGGCAAACUUGGCAUCUUUUGCCUGCCUUUGUAUUCUUUAGUAUCUAAUCAUGGCUGGUCUUGAUGUUUCCCUUAAUGUGUACAUGUUUCCAUCCUUGACAAUUGCCUUAUAACUCUAGACUUGAUAUAGUGUUGAUAUCACUAGACCACAUUGCUGUACAAACCAGAUCUAUAUAAGUUGAAUGCUAUGAUUGGUGCAAGCAGCUUCUAUAUGCUAACAUCUGAGGGGAGUGCCCAGCAAUAAGACCUGGCCCCACCCCAAUCUAUCACUGACCAUUAGAUCAAAUGAAUAGUACAAGUGUUAAGCUUCUGUUAGCAAUGAUGCUUUUAUUUGAUUUUUGUUUAGCUAAUGGUUGUAACAAGUGUUUGCAUAGUUCAAAAGUUCAUGCUUGCAUUAAAUGUACAAUUGUCCACUGCUC
This is a messenger RNA of Physella acuta, 3969 nucleotides long. RefSeq names its product plasmanylethanolamine desaturase 1-like. Gene Ontology annotation, molecular function: oxidoreductase activity. The record is from RefSeq and is a predicted model, not a curated record. NCBI's taxonomy places the organism in Eukaryota, Metazoa, Mollusca, Gastropoda, Physidae.